This is a messenger RNA of Chrysemys picta bellii (western painted turtle), 1336 nucleotides long. The record is from RefSeq and is a predicted model, not a curated record. NCBI's taxonomy places the organism in Eukaryota, Metazoa, Chordata, Testudines, Emydidae.
CUGGCGGAGGGAAGCAUGGCGCGGGAGCGGGACCUGAGCCGGGGGCUGGAGAGCCUACCCGUGUCCGUGUGGCCGCCGUCCGAGGAACCCCCGGCCUUCCAGUAUAGCCCAGAGCACGUGGCAGGAGCAGGAGAAGACACUGACCCUUCUGAAAUCACUUUUCCAGGAUGUAAUUGUGUUACUGCUUCCUGCGUGGCCAACACUUGUUCGUGUCUUCGCCAUGGUGAAAACUAUAACAGUUCAUGCAUCAAAUACAUAGGAAGUGAAGUGGACUAUACUAGGCCUAUUUUUGAAUGCAAUGCCAUGUGCCGUUGUGAAGUGAUUGCUUCUGCUAGCGGUGUAUGGUGGAGAUCUACGUAAGAGAAACUUCCUAUUUGUUGCUGUCCUGAAUAAGUAAAGGGCUGAAAAGGUGGCAACCAACUCACCUAUCCCAGGAGAUGAAAUGCACAAUCACAGCACUUCCAUUUUGGGGGGCGCGGGGGCAGAGGGAAUCUUACUGUAAGUAAGCGGGAUAUUCCAAUUGAAUUUCUAUCACAUCUAGUUCUUUAAUUUUGAGAUUAACAUUUUUAUGCAUGAGGCAUCUGCACAAAAGAACCACUCUCGCCCCAUCCUAAAACUGAUCUUAACUGGACAUUGCAGAUGGAAGGGUUGAAAAUGUAGAACAUGGAAGAUGUUUUAGAACCCAGGAAAAGACCAUACUUUGUUCCUUUUCGGCAGUUAGGCCCCAAUCGGGGUAGAGUUACUCACAUACCCUAGUUUAGAAAAGGAAAAGGGUCUCUCACUCCUUUCCUGUAAUUCCAUACAGUCUUCGGUUGUAGCAUGCUUUAAGUCCAGUCUGUUUCAGUCGGGCUAGUUUAAAGAUUUAGUGUUCCUCUACUAUCUUCUACCCCCAGUUUCCAGUGUUUCCCCCCUAAGAUCAUACCACUGGGAAACAGACACUACCUUUGCGGUAAAAUUUGAAAGGCAAGUAGAUUCAUCUAUGCAUUGCUUAGUUCUGUCUGCUGGACUAGCUUAUUUUUAAUGUUUUGUCUUGCUGUUGGGUGGUGAGGUGGUACAACAUUGAUUAAUCUAUUAAAGUCAGUUUCUGAGACCAGGAUGGAUGGGUCAGUUGCUAGUGGAUCAAAUUUAAUUAUAAUUAAAAAAAAAAUCUAAACCUGCAUUUUACAACACAGAAAGAUCCAUUCAGUCCAUAAAAAUUAUUUCAAUGUAUGCUUUCUGUAAUACUAUAUGUACUCUGUGGCUCACUUACUGUCUUGUUCAACUUACUGAGUAACUCAUGUUAUCAUAAUUCACUGUACACUGUGUUUAUUAAAUAUCACAAAGUGUUCAAAACGUA